Nerophis lumbriciformis (worm pipefish) is the source of this 1206-nucleotide messenger RNA. Lineage: Eukaryota; Metazoa; Chordata; Actinopteri; Syngnathiformes; Syngnathidae. The record is from RefSeq and is a predicted model, not a curated record.
AUGGAUGUAAAAGCGUCAAGUUCGGAGAAGUCUCAGCUGAUCCACGACAAGAACCACAAGACCUACUGCGAGCGCGUGCACAGUUCCUUCCCAGACCCAAGUGAGCACUUUCCAGACUUCCCUUUCAAGAAUGGCGGCACAGCGGGCACCGUGGCUCUCAAGCGGCCCACCGGUUCCCACUGCCACCACCGCACUCCUCUCUCGGUUCCAAGCCAGGAUGACGGCAGUCCAGACACAUUACUGGCCAAGAAGAAACUCUACAUGGCGUCAGCAGUCUGCUUGGUUUUCAUGAUUGGUGAAAUCAUCGGGGGCUACCUGGCCCACAGCUUGGCCAUCAUGACGGACGCGGCCCAUCUCCUGACCGACCUCGGCAGUAUGCUGGUGAGCAUCUUCUCCUUAUGGAUUUCCUCCAGACCCCCAGCCAAGAACAUGACCUUCGGUUGGCACCGCUCAGAGAUCCUGGGUGCUUUCUUCUCUGUCAUGUCCAUCUGGAUGGUGACAGGCAUUUUGGUCUACUUGGCCAUCGAGAGGAUCAUACGGGACGACUACGAGAUUGAAGGUCACGUGAUGCUGUUCACCUCCGCCUUCGCCGUUGUGGUCAACAUCCUCAUGGCGUACAUCCUGCACCACUCCACCACCUUCCACGCCCACGGCCGCGGCUACCAGCACAUCGAGGAGGAGGCCCAGAGCCCGCACGGCCACACCCUCUUGGGGGGUUCCCACGGCAGCACCAGCGUACGGGCGGCGUUCAUCCACGUAGUGGGAGACUUGUUGCAGAGCGUCGGCGUCAUGGUGGCCGCCAUCGUCAUCUACUUGCGGCCUGAGUACAAAGUGGCUGAUCCCAUCUGCACUUUCCUAUUCUCCAUCUUUGUCCUGUGCACCACCUUCACUAUCCUCAGAGACGUCUUCAGGAUACUCAUGGAAGGUUCUCCCAAAGGCAUCGAGUUCAAGUCGGUGAAAGAAGUUCUGAUGACGGUGAAGGCGGUCCGCUCGGCCCACUCGCUGCACCUUUGGGCGCUUACGCUGGGACGGACGCUGGCCUCCGUACAUCUGGCUGUUGAUGAAGGCGCCGACACGCAGUCAGUCCUGCAAGAAGCCACGGAGCUCCUCCACACUAAAUUCGGCUUCCACAGCGUCACCAUUCAAGUGGAACGCUACCACGACGACAUGCAGAAUUGCAGACUCUGCCAAGACCCCUGGGACUGA